UGACCAUUACCCACACAGCAGAAGAAUUUUCAGCGCUCCCCUGUGACGCUACACUGAUUUAUUGCCACCGAUGGUAUUGACCUUGUGAUUGUGCACCUUUGGAUUUUUGCUGGUCACUUGGUUUAGCUCGGCUCCGACACUGCUGAACUUCCAGGGAUGGAGGAUAAGGCAACAAGAGAUCCUCUGUUUCCUGCUGGUGUGAGUUUCCCACCCGAUUGGCCUGUUUACAGUGAAUCGGUUAUCAAGCUCAGCGUAUACGAUGUGAAGGAUAACCGCGAGGCAAAGAGCAGAUUCUUGGGAACUACCAGCUUCUCGGUGGCUGAAUUCUUCCAGUCCAAAGACCAACAGCUUUCUCUCAACUUAAGAUCAACAGAUGAUUCAGCAACAGUGGGGACAGUGGUGGUGAGCAGGUUGAAGAUGGGUGAGAUAGAGGAUGGAGAGGUGGACCACAUCACCACCGACAUGCACCAGAAGUGCACGCUCGUGUAUGAAACGUCACAUGGAAGUAAUGACAAAGAUAAUGGACCUAUAAUGAAUGCUGUGUUUAAGAAUGCCAUUUGUAAGGUGUAUCGCUUUCAGACGGUGGACAGUAAAUGGAUGCUGGUACGGGAGCAGAUGGCUGAGUGCACGUUGUCCUUUAGCAUCCCCAAACAGCUCAUCAGCCUCUACAUUGAGGAGGACACAUACAGGAUACAGGAGCUGAAUGAUCUGGGAGCACUUUCUCCACACUGGGACAACAUGAGAAAAGAGGUCAUCUCUCGCUAUGACCAUAUCAUCAAAGAAUACCAGCACACACUCGCUGAACUGGAGAAACUUACCGGCCCGUCGUUCAAGCCAAGCUGCAGCAAAGGCCAGAAGUAUCUGGAGUUCAUCCCCAUCAACCUGCACACGCAGAGAAUGCUUGUGACGUGUCCAAGAAAAACAGAUUGUGUGUAUGAUGUAGUCACAGUUGGAGCUCCGGCGGCCCAUUCGCAAGGCUUCAAAAACGGAGGCUUGCAAAGACUGGUCAGCAAAUACGAAUCGGAGAAGAAAAGCUAUAGCACGGCAUAUCAGUCCAUCUACUACCCUCCAGAACAGACGGCCAGGGCCAGGGAGAUACUGGGCACGGUGUUCCAGCUGCAGCCUCUCAUCUCUGAGCUUGCUGACCAGCUACUGCAGGUGGCCCAGCAGUGCUCCAGCCAGGCGCUGAAGGACACACUAAAGAACCUAGAGGAGAAGACAGAGCAGUUUGUGCACGCCCUGAAGGACGAGUUGGUCAAGAGUGCCCUUUUGGCCCUGCAUGCCGCCCGUCCUGGCUACGUCAGCAAAACAUGCACUCCGUCCCGCCAGCCCAAAGCUGACGCGAAUGCGAACGUUACCGCAGAGCCGCACACCCUCUGCAACAAUGUUGUCAGCUCUCAGAUGGCUCCAAAAGAAAGCAAAGUGUCUCCAAUUCGCUCUGACUCCAUCCCUCACCAGACAGAGUAUGACGAGGAAGAAUGGGACAGGGUGUGGGCCGGCGUAGCCAAGUGCUUGAACUGUGUUAUCGCCAUGGUGGAGAAGAUACAAGUGUUAGAAAACAACAACCAAGAGACGGCACCUGGUCAAGCCCUUGCUGAUGUCAUCACCUCCCACAAUCCUGCUGCAGAUUUACAUGAUCAGCUGGCCGUUCUGGUUCACACUCUAAAGGAAUGUGUGAUGGAUGUGACAGAGAGAGCCAGACACUCGAUGAGCUUUGUGUUACUCCAGGAAGCGGCGUGCAGCACCGUGCAGCGUCUUCAGCUCCAGCAAAGACGAGAUGCUGUCUUCAGCCAAGCCCUGGCUGCAUUGGCGUGUGGAUUUGUCAUGCGUUUAUAUGCGGGUUUGGAGGAUAAGGGCUUUCUCAGACAGCUGCAUACGGUCGGACUUGUGGCUCAGUUUGAAAGUCUCCUCAGUACAUACAGCGAAGAAAUAGGAAUGUUAGAGGAUAUGGAGGUGGGAAUAUCUGACCUGCACAGAGUGACCUUCAAAAUCACAGAGGCAAUGUCUGAAGAAGCAGACAGCCUGCAGCCAACCGUCAGCGGUAGACGAGACCGUUACACUCUUGAGGUGCCACUCCCACAUCAUGCCUUCCAAACGUUACCCGAGGAGCUCCGAGAGGGCAAGCCGCUGCGUGUGCUUCCUGUGCUCUUCAAUGUGGGCAUAAACGAGCAGCAGACCUUCGCCGAGAGAUUCGGUGACAUAUCUUUACAGGAGAGAAUAAACCAGAAGAACUUUGAGACUCUUGAAGGCUAUUAUAAAUCCUUAACCAACACGGUACCAUCAGAAUGCUUGCCCUGUUUUCAGACACAGACCGACAUUAAAGAACUUCUCGACACCCUUGGCCAGAAUGUUGUAACUAAGAAGAGGAAGAAUGUGGAGAUUCUGUGGCUGGCAGGAAUGAUCUGUCGCCGACUGAACGGAAUCCGCUUCACCAGCUGUAAAAGUGCCAAAGACAGGACGUCCAUGUCAGUAACUCUGGAGCAGUGCUCAAUACUGAGGGACGAGCACCAGCUCAAUAAAGACUACUUUGUGCGAGCUCUGGACUGCAUGCGGAGAGAAGGAUGCCGGAUUGAGAAUGUGCAAAAGAAUAUAAAGUGCAGAAAAUAUGCUUUCAACAUGAUACAACUGAUGGCCUUUCCAAAAUGCUACCGACCACCAGAAGGAACGUAUGGCAAAGUGGAUUCUUGAAACAUAUCCAGGAGAGACUCAAGAUUAUUUUUACGGUUACCACAUGUGCAGCGGGGUCCAAAAGUCUGAGACCACUUUAACAAUGUGGUUAAAAAGUCUCAGACUUUUGAAAUGUUACAUUUCAACCUGGAAAGGAUAUGAGAAAAUGCCCCAUAAUUAUUUCUGAUUGCUAUGCUGAUAAUAUCAUUUGUUAACUGAAAUACAUGAGAAAAACACAAAAUAGCAAAAUAUCACACAAAUGGUCUUAGACUUCUGUAUGUAUUUAUGUGUGUGUGUGUAUGCAUUUAUAGAUGCUACAACAGACACCAAAAAUUAAAAUGUUAAAUUCGACUGUUUAGCCGAUGCACAGAAUUAUUUUACAUGAUUCAAAAAUACCAUGUUAACUUUAGAUAUAUCAUUUUUUAUGUUUUAUUAAAAAGGGAAGGUCAGGCAUCUCUCUGUAAUUGUUUGAUGUAUCCCCCUCCAUUAUCACCUCUCUGUAUAUGUUUGAGUGUCAAAACCUGUUGUUUUUAAGCUGUUUUUUUAUAUAUUUUAUUGUCAUAAUUGUUUUGGUAUAUACAGCAAUUGCACAAUAUCAUCGAAGUUUGUUAGGACGAUGAAGAAUAUUACUUAUUUUAAAAGGAUUGUAAAUUUAACAUAAUGCACAUUUGCACGAAAUGUAAAUUUUGUUUACACACUGUGUGCUCUAUAUAUUAGCAUCUUGUAAGAAAUAUUUUAUUUCUUAAAAUCUGCUAUGGACUUUGCGGUUUGUUUUGUACAUCUUACAUUUUUUUUCUUGUUUUUUUUUCUGUAAUGUUGUCCAGUAGGAUGCCUCUCAUGGUACAGGCAAUCCACAUUCAUAAUAACAAAUAUUGAAUCCAAACCAAGCUGAUCCUUUUUCUAUUACGUUUAAUGUGUUUUCUACAGCUAAGUGUUUAUCUAAAUGUCUGUGCUCAUUUGUCACCAGUCAGAACAGGACGUAUUGUAGAAAGAGUCAACUGUACAUUCCUAAAACAAUAACACCAUGUGCAUCAACUGUGUGUGCCCAAGGAAAACAAAGAAUCCACAUAUUUGCAUGACAGCCCAUCAAAACAGCUAAACAGGUGUUGAUGACGAAGUAGAAUGACGGUGAAGUCGUCUAAACCUUCAAGGCUUUGCUAUUUACUCUUCUUACUCAAAUUG
Triplophysa dalaica is the source of this 3849-nucleotide messenger RNA. It is a transcript of the gene inpp4b, whose product is annotated as inositol polyphosphate-4-phosphatase type II B. Gene Ontology annotation, molecular function: phosphatidylinositol-3,4-bisphosphate 4-phosphatase activity. Lineage: Eukaryota; Metazoa; Chordata; Actinopteri; Cypriniformes; Nemacheilidae. The transcript is spliced from 20 exons. The record is from RefSeq and is a predicted model, not a curated record. Bases 157 to 2688 code for a protein of 843 amino acids. Gene Ontology annotation, cellular component: cytoplasm.